Molecule: messenger RNA, 1635 nt
Organism: Anneissia japonica
Lineage: Eukaryota; Metazoa; Echinodermata; Crinoidea; Comatulida; Comatulidae
Product: bifunctional D-cysteine desulfhydrase/1-aminocyclopropane-1-carboxylate deaminase, mitochondrial-like
Exons: 6
Coding region: 37-729 (230 amino acids)
Molecular function (GO): D-cysteine desulfhydrase activity
Source: RefSeq, a predicted model, not a curated record
AUGUCUGUAUAAUUUUCAGAGUUUACGCAUGUGUUGAUGAUCGGAGCAAUCGGCGGAGGAGCAGAACCUCAUCCUCUGCCUAAGAUUGUAAUUAACAAUUAUGUUAAUGUCAUGAUGAUUGCAUUCAAAGUAAAGGCUCUAAUUUGCCAGGUGAAGAUCAGUCAUUUCAAAAGACAUCUACUGCUUGCAACAACGAAUCACAGAUGCCAACACACAAAGAUCAAUUCAUAUAAACUACUCAGUUACAGGCCACCUGAUUGGGCAGGCCACCUUAAAAUGAUUCCAUUAGUGAAAGUUAAGGUGCGGAAACUGGAGUUUUUACUAGGUGAAGCCUUAGCAACUGGUUGCCAAGCAGUGAUAACAUGUGGUGGAGUUCAGUCAAACCAUUGUCGCACAACAGCAGUUGCAGCUAAACAACUUGGUAUUGAAACUCAUCUUCUACUCAGGUCCAGGUCAGAGAACCUUUCUGAGACUGGUUGUCAUGGGAACAUGUUACUGAACAGUUUGAUGGGUGCAUCCAUGUACUUGGUUCCCAUAAAAGCUCAAGAGAAGACCGACCUUGAGCCCAGAAUGCAGCGGCUUGCCGACAGACUGCAAGAGGAAAAGGGUAUUAAAGCAUAUUCGAUCCCUAUUGGCGGAUCCAAUGUUGUUGGUCUCCAUGGUUACUUGUGUGGCUGGCAAGAACUCUUAGAACAGGUGGAAUAUUUAGCAUGUUUGAUGGGCGGCUAGGAGAUGUUCAGAUGCAGUCAGCUGGAGAAACAUUGGUACAGAACUGGAUGAACCCUGAAGAUGAACCAACUAUUGUAUGAUGAUACAUUCAUGAGGGCAGCCUUCAUUAUUCUUAUUAUUACCAUUAACCAUUCUGUAUUCAGAGCAAGUGAUCAUCAUUGACAUAGACAUAUUUUAACAAAAAUUUGAAUUAUUAUUUUAAACUUAGAAUUAAAGAAAGCCAAAUAGAAUAUGGAAAUGAUGCUCAUAUCAAUGCAUAGAAGAUGAAUUUUAUUUGACUUUAGUAUGUUUACAUUUUACAUUAGGAAAAACUUAAUUCCAUCUUUCUUAUAUACAUAUACUGUAUAAACCCAAAAAUGUUUAAGUUCUAUCAAAUAAUGUCAUCAAUUGAUUAUAAUGUUUCAUAUAAUGUAUCAAAAUACUGUAUCUUCACUUAGCUUAUUAUAAGAAGAUGUGAUUUGUUUUCUUCUGUUUUCUAAAUGUUAUUUUGUUUUGUAAAUGUGCCAAGGGCCUAAAAUACAAAUACAUGACCUAGACCCCAGCAUGGGGUCUAGUCUAGAGAUGAACGAACAAAAGAAAACUUGCUGUGAUACGGUAGAAUUGAAUAAUAAUGGAGUUAGGUAUACGGUUAUCGGGUGCAGAAUGUGGCAGAGAAGAUAAAAAGCUAUUCGUGAAGAGAAUGUUGUGUAGUGGGAACUGAGACAUGUUGGAGGGACGAAUUUGAUUUUUAGUAUUUGCUCUGAACUUUAUUUAAUAAUGGUUAAUAUAUUUAUAUUUGCCAAUUAGUGUAAUACUUAUAAUUAAUUACUUGUAAUUUUAUAUUACACAUAAUUCAGCAUAUGUUCCCAAUUGAUUGUUGCAUGUGAUUUGGUUUUUUUUUCUGAAUUAAAAUUAUAUUCAAGAGUA